Messenger RNA from Microdochium trichocladiopsis, 507 nucleotides. RefSeq lists its product as uncharacterized. The transcript has 2 exons. The annotation marks the transcript as partial. Lineage: Eukaryota; Fungi; Ascomycota; Sordariomycetes; Xylariales; Microdochiaceae. The record is from RefSeq and is a predicted model, not a curated record.
GACCCGUUGAGCGUCAUAGCGGGCGUGAUCGGUAUCGUUGCCCCAGCACUUCAUGUGACACGUCUUCUGCUGAACGACCUUCGGAAGAUCUCUGAGGCGCCCUCCGUCGUCAGCGCUCUUUGUGAAGACGUUAGCUUUAUCGAAGGGAUGCUAGAGUCCCUGGAAGCAGUCAGCCAGCAGCAAUGGACAGCACUCGGUAUGACAGUGGCCAAGUAAUCGGAGCAUGCAAUUGCGACCUGCAUGAUGUCCUGUGCGGAGUUUAGGACUGACCUGCAACGCUGGACCCGACAUUCUACGGAGGGCAGUAUCUCAUGGCGCGACCGACUUGGCCUAGGCCUCUUCCGGGAGAACCAAAUUAAGGCUAUGUCUGAAUAACUACAGAAUCUCCAUACGACAUUAACUCUCGUCAUCAGCACAGCAACGCUGCAUAGCUCGAUUCACGACCAGCGUGUUACUGCGAAGUUGAAGGCGGCGAUCGCCGACAAGGAGAACAUCACCGAUUUAAUA